Neurospora tetraspora is the source of this 1139-nucleotide messenger RNA. RefSeq names its product glycosyl hydrolase family 61-domain-containing protein. Lineage: Eukaryota; Fungi; Ascomycota; Sordariomycetes; Sordariales; Sordariaceae. Gene Ontology annotation, biological process: carbohydrate metabolic process. The record is from RefSeq and is a predicted model, not a curated record. Gene Ontology annotation, molecular function: cellulose binding. Bases 89 to 997 code for a protein of 302 amino acids. The transcript has 3 exons. Gene Ontology annotation, cellular component: extracellular region.
CCAGAUUUUGGAUCUACCUGCCAGCCCGGUCAACGCAGCUUUGACAAUCCAUUCCUUACUAGACACCACCUCGUACCAAUAGCCCAUCAUGAAGCUCUCAGUCGCUGCCGCCCUCUCCCUCGCCGCCAGCGAGGCCUCGGCCCACUACAUCUUCCAACAAGUCGGCGCCGGCACCUCCGUCAACCCGGUAUGGCAGUACAUCCGCAAGCACACCAACUACAACUCGCCCGUGACCGACUUGACCUCCAACGACCUUCGGUGCAACGUUGGCGCCAGCGCUUCCGGCGUCGAAACCCUCUCCGUUGCUGCCGGUUCCCAGGUCACCUUCAAGACCGACACGCCCGUCUACCACCAGGGUCCCACCUCCGUCUACCUCUCCAAGGCUCCCGGAUCCCUUUCCAGCUAUGAUGGCUCGGGCGGUUGGUUCAAGAUCAAGGACUGGGGUGCUACCUUCCCCGGUGGUGGCUGGACUUUGUCGGAUACUUACACCUUCACGAUCCCUUCGUGCAUUCCCUCGGGUGAUUAUCUGCUGCGUAUUCAGCAAAUUGGUAUCCACAACCCCUGGCCCGCAGGCAUCCCCCAGUUCUACCUCUCCUGCGCUCACAUAUCCGUGACGGGCGGCGGUAGCGCCUCCCCCGCCACCGUCUCCAUCCCCGGAGCCUUCAAGGACACCGACCCCGGUUACACCGUCAACAUCUACAACAACUUCAACAACUACACCGUCCCCGGCCCCGCCGAGUUUUCUUGCUCCGGCUCCGGCAACGGUGGUGGCUCUAACCCAUCCCAGCCCACCACCCUCAAGACCUCGACCGUCAUUGCCACCAGCACCAAGGCGGCUGCCACCACCACGGCCGCGGGCAGCCAGCCCACCAGCCCUUCCGGCUGCUCGGUGGCCAAGUGGGGACAGUGCGGCGGCAUUGGAUAUAGCGGGUGCACUUCGUGCGCGAGCGGGUCGAGCUGCAAGGUCCAAAAUGAUUAUUACUCGCAGUGUUUGUAAGGGGUUGGGUGAGGGCAAGAGGCUGAUAGAGGAAGGUGGUACGGGUGUCAUGGAGGAAGGUGAGGAGUUCAGACUUCGGAGAGGGGAAGGGGGGAGAAAGAUACGGGGAAGGUGAUUAAAGUUCUUGUGAAUACUUUGUGGG